This is a messenger RNA of Hydra vulgaris (swiftwater hydra), 1780 nucleotides long. NCBI's taxonomy places the organism in Eukaryota, Metazoa, Cnidaria, Hydrozoa, Anthoathecata, Hydridae. The record is from RefSeq and is a predicted model, not a curated record.
UAGUAAACAAUCUUCCUCACGAUAUUUGCUUUUGCAUAUACCAUGAAAAUUUCAGGUUGUUAACGAAUGCUCUUCAAAAAAAAUUUAAUAUUAUGUCAGACAUAGUUGACAGAUCUGUGUGUAAUCAAAACAACCAAUCUUGCAUGUUUAUGGAAUGUAAAGCAAACUGUGGGUUGCCAAAGUUUGAUGAAUAUGUUUCUAAUGUAAUAGACUCAUUUGGUGACGAUUCCAACAAACCGCUCUUUGUUUUUGACCAAUGGUCCUCAGAAAACGCGCAGAAAAUUGAACAACCACUAACAUCUUUGUUAGAGGGGUGUGUAUUACUGCGUCAGCAAUUGCCAGAUUAUAUACAUCAUGUGUAUAUAAAGCGAUAACAAAGUGCAUAUUUUCGUUUAUGUCGCCAAAAUGUAUCAGAAAAUGAAUUGGUUAUACAGUAAAAUUGUAACUUUAUUUGUAGUACGAUAACAAAACUUAAUAAUUUUGUAUUAAUUUUUAUAAACUUAUUAUUCAUCCAUUUAUAUUUUUAAUUCUUCUAAAAUCAGAUGGAUUUCAGUAAAAAUUACACAAUAAUGGAGCAAAGUGAAAUUCAAUUUGCUUACUGGGUUCAUCAGCAACUAACAGUAUUCACGGCAGCAGUUGGGAGUAAAAACAAUACACAUUCCUAUGCCAUUGUAUCCGAUUGUUUACUUCAUGAUAAAUAUGCCAUCUUGUUGAUUAUCAAAGAAUUAUUAAAUCGUUAUCAUAAUAUUUGUAAAUUACACUUUUUCACUGAUGGGCCUUUAUCACAAUUCAGAAACUCUUAUGUCAUGACAGCCAUGAAUAAUUUGUACAAAUUAUCAUCUGAUCUUCUUGAGAUUCGUUGGUCAUUUUUUGCAACAUCACACGGAAAGGGGGCAGUUGAUGGAAUAGGUGGAGAAAUAAAAAGAAUGGUUUGGACAACAGUAAAAUCUGGAAAACGAUAUUGUCGCAGUUUAGAAGAUUUUGUGAGCAUUGCAAGUGAAAAAAUACCAAAAUUAAUAUCAUCUCUAUAACAAAUGAGUGUAUUACCGCAAAACAAAGUGAGAUCGAUGAGACGCUUCUCAAAGAUAAGUUUAAAAUCAAAGGUAUUCGUCGCCACCACUCUUUUCUUUUUAAUAUUGAUGGUGCUUACAUGGCAAUUUGUAACCAAUCAGAAAUGGUAAAAAUUGUUAAGAAUUCAUCAUCUUCAUUAUUGAUAAACGCGGUAUCAUCCCCGUCUAAAAGGUACAAAUUUGAUACUAUUUCUCCAGGUAUAUUUGUCUUUGUAGAAUUGCGUUCUGCUGGUAGAACAAAGACAUACCUUGCCGAAGUAUUAGAAAUUUCAGAUAAUAUGGCACAUAUUAAAUUCCUAAAAGAACAAAACGAACUCAUUUUUAUAUACCCAUCUGUAGACGACCUCUCCUGGCAUGACUUGUGUGAGUUAAAACCGUUAGUACCACAACCACACUUUGAUAACCGUGGACAUAUUAUUGUCGAGCCGAAGUAUUAGCACUAAAAAUAUUGUUAAAAAUUUGAUACUGUAUCUUUCUUAUCUUUAAUAUAUUAUUAACUAUAUAAUACAUUAUUCAUUUUUAAUAUAAUACACUUAAGUAUUUAUUUAUAAUCCAAUGUGUAUUAAAUUAAUUAGUAUUGAUAUAUAUGCUAUUUGUGAUAGUCCCAACCAAUUUAUUUCCAAAAAUACAAUCCAAAAAUGACGAAUGUUUGCAUGUUCCGUUCGUUACUUUUUUUUUGUCCGUAUGUGAUUUUGGUUGAAACUACUAUU